This is a messenger RNA of Acanthocheilonema viteae, 651 nucleotides long. The record is from the annotation of a GenBank genome assembly. NCBI's taxonomy places the organism in Eukaryota, Metazoa, Nematoda, Chromadorea, Rhabditida, Onchocercidae.
AUGAAUAUAACUUAUUGGGCUAUGGCAUUAUUAAGUACAACAUUAAGUGAAGAUGGUUUUACUGGUUAUUUCUUAUCUGGUUUCAUUGAAAUACCUGGUGCUUUGUUAGGUGUAAUGUUAUUAUUUAAGUUUGGAAGACGUACCGUUACAGUAUGGUCAUUCACAGUGCAAUGUACUGGAACAAUACAAACAGCACUAGCCGUAAUAGCUAAAUUUUUCAACACUUUUAUUUGGGUCGCACAACCAUUAAUGCUUGCUGAAAUGAGUCCGACAACAGUACGCAAUAUAUUCUGUGGAACGGUAUCAUUCUUUGGUGUCAUUGGUGCUGUUAUUGCACCUUACUUACCUUUACUUAAAACUAUCAGUCCAGAAGCGCCAAAAGUGACAGUAUCGAUAGUUUCUCUGGCAGCAGCAAUAGUUCUACUGACAGCACCUGAGACAAAGGAUCUUCCGAUGCCAGAAGAUGUAAAUGACUUCGAUCCAGGACGCUUCCUACAACUGUUCGGAUAUCAGAAACAAAGAAAGCAAAGUGUUUUUAUGGCAGCUGAGAAUGCAGCAAUCUUCGAAGAAUGGACAACGGUUUGUUUAUCAUUACUAGCCUUCCUCGUCUUGAAAGUGAUAAUCCAAGAUGUUUAUUGUUUUUUCUCUUAA